GUCCUUCGAAAACAAGUUUGGGAACAAUUUCAAUAUGGCGGAAAUAAGUAGACACACUAUUUAGAUUAUGUCUUGGAAAGGUUUGGAAGGUGAAGAUUUGGUACAGAAUCUGAGACAAUUGGUCAUUAGUUUUGAACCUCAGAUAAGGGAAGCUGGAACUGUUGACCAAUCAGAAGAAGCUUUGUAUCAUCUUGAGGAAAAUGAUGAACAUUUCCAUAGACAUGAAUUUGUUAAGGUGUUAAGAAGAAAACUAGAAGAUAUUAUUGGUCCACUAGCAGAAGAAGAAAUAGAAAGAUUUGAAUCUAGUAUACAUGAUUCCAAUGGACAAGAGACACUCAUCAACAAAAUUACAGAUAAGAUACUUCACUCAAGACAUUAUAAUGACUUGUCAAAGAAGUUACGAGUUAAUGUUCAAGGUGCUGUUGAUGAAUUGAUACGAAACUUUGAUGCUGAGUUCGGUGGUAAUAGUCAUCAUGAGACCUCAGAUCAUCAGAUACGGAGGUCUUACAUGAGUGAUGAAGAUGAUGAAUCUUGUGGGAGUUCUUUUGGUCAGGGUAUGUUUUUCAACAACCAUGAAAUAAUGCAGCAAGUUGCAGAGAAGAUGAGUCGACACAGAGAUAAUGUGGUACGAGUAGAAGCAUUGCAGACUCUUAAUCAGAACUUACCAGCAGACUUUAUCAGUAGUGAUCAUUGGCCAACAAUGAAACGUCAUCUCAUAGACGCUCUGGAUGAAUCCAAUGUACAAAUAAUGCAUUUGAGUACCAAAUUUAUAACAAGAGCUUUCACCAACACAUCACCACAGACAAGAGAAGUCUAUACAUUAUUAGUUGAAUACUUGAUUUCCCAGUUCAAUACAAAGAAGGGAAACACCAUACCAAAUAUAAAGAGUGGAUUAGACUUCACCAAUCCUGAAAAUGUCAAAUUAAUGAAAGCUUUCCGUUUAUUGAAUGAGUUCCAACAAGAAACCAUAAAUUAUUGGAUAAGAUAUCCUGACAGAUAUUUGGAAGAGAUAAUUGAGAGUACAUUAACCUUAUAUGCCAUAAAUCAGAAUGGGAGUCAAGGUGGAGCUUCAGUUCAGUUAUCACCAGUACAUUUUAUAGCCUUAAUAGACCCAAAGGCACAGUGGUUCAUCAAAUGGAUGCAUGGAAACUACAGUAGACAAUGUCUUCUUCGAAUGUUAGAGAAAUACAGACCAAUAGUAACGAAUGCCAUACGACAUUGUCUGGAGUUUUCCCUACACAGAAAACAUUCUGCUGACCUAACAGACAGAUCUGAAGCCAGAGCUAUAGAGAACAGAAGAAGUUAUUACACAGAAGCUGAGCUGGAGUAUGCUUUCUUUGUUCACUCUGCCUUUAUGCUUGGUAGGAUGAUGUGCUUUGUGAAUGGAAGGAGGUUUUUCCCUAUCAAAUUAAAGGAAGCAGAUGAAACAGUAACAGUGACUAAAUUACUUGUAUCCAUGGUUGUACUGCUUGUUGAUCCAUCUCCAUCUAAACAUUUAUCAGUUGUAUAUGAGCCAGGUAAUUUAGUGACAGAGAUUGUAAAAGGAAUAUGUAAUUCAGAGCAAGUGUGUGAGAUAUGUAUGUAUAAAGAUGAGAUAAUAACAGCUUUACUGGCUCCUGUAUCGCAUUACUUAGAACCAAAGAAGCAUAACUAUGCACCUAGUGAGAACACAAUGUUACAUGUGGCUGAUCUGUUUGCCAUGGUGGCAUCAAGUACUAGAGGCAGACGACACUUGAUGUAUGGUGAAAGGAAAGAUAUGUUUACUAAACCAAAUGUAUCAUCUGCUGCCCAUGUGAUAGCAAGGUUUACAAAGAGGGCAUUACUUGACAAACUUCCAAAACAGUCUGGACCAAAGCCCUCCCAGGCUGUGAUUGGAGCAUUCCUCUAUAUCUGUAGACAGCUAUAUAACACAUGUGAAGGAUUACUUGUACUUUAUCAGUAUGAACUACAUAAAGUUGUGGCAGAAGCCUGGAGAGAGGCCUACUCAGAAGCAGAAAGAACAGACACACCCACCUUGUCUGAUGAUAGUUCUGAUUCUACUGCAACUACAACUAAAGCUUAUGACAUAAAUGCUUGGGAAGACACUCUAAGAGAUAACUUACUGAACUUUGCUAGUACUGCUAAAGGAAUAUUGUUGUUACAGCAAACCAAAGCUAUGAAUGAAUGUAUGACCUAUAUGUAUGAUAGAUAUAAAAACAAAUUACAGGUUAGCAAAUGUGAGAAGUUUGGUUAUGGUUUUAUGGUUACACAGGUAGCAGGAACUGCCCCUGGCAUGGUUGCUCUACAGAAAACAGGAUAUAUUAAAGCAUUGCUGUCAGAACUGUGGUCAGUGUUAGAGUCCAGUCCUUUAGAUACAGUAUUGUUUACACCAAAGGCCUGGCCAGUGGACCCUAUAGAAAGAUCAUCUCAUAAGAGUUUGAUAAAAUUGUUGAAUGUGUUAUCAAGCUUUUAUGCAGUGUAUGAAUUAUUGGGAGAUAAAAGUUUACCAAAGAAAGAAAGUUACGGUUUUAGAGAAAUUCCUGAUUCAGUUGUGGAGUUUGUAGACAGAUUUGUGAUUGUGGACUCACCAGCAAAAAUUCAUUCAUUAUUUAAUUUUGAACAGUCUCAUGUGUUUGGGCUCAGAGUUCUUAGUGUGAUGAUUUCCUGUUUGGAUACCUAUCUGUUACUGCAGUCACAGUAUAAGUUCCAGGAUAUACUGCUUACUUCACAGGCUGAAAAUCAUACUAAAGACCGAGAAGAGAUAAUAAUAGACAUGUUAUCUAUAGAAAGAAAUUAUGUACUAGUCAGAGCGUUCUUAAUAGGUGGUCCUUCUGAAAGGAUUCUACCACCAAGAGGGCUAGACAUGGACACUCGUGGACAUGUAUACCCUUAUCCAUUGAUAUCAUCCUAUCCUGUACCUAGAGCUUACAUUCCUAACUUGGGAGCUAGAUCUACUGUUAAACAAGAGUCCGAAUCAGAUGAAGCUUUGUUUGAUCUUCAAGAGAAUGACCUGGUGAAGUUCCUUUCACUGAAGAAGCAUGACCAAGGAAAGAGUUGGCUAGACAAAUGUAGAGUUAACCUUAUCAAGAUUUUAUUAAACAGAGCAGACUUAGUCAAAGGAAAUGUUAUCCAGCAGUUAUUGGAUGUAGCAACACCAAUCAUGUCAAAGAUACAGGAAGAGUCCAUCUUUCCUUCAGUAGAUUAUACAGUUAUACAUAGGGGCAAAAUAUACAGAUCAUCUAAAGUCUUGUGGUCUGAAAAUUCCUUGAAAUCAUUCCAGUUAACUCCAUUACAACAACUGGGCAUUAAGAUUGCAAUCAGAUAUGGAAUCCAUCUUAAAGUGAUCCACACAUCAUCUGAUGUGACAGAGAAACUGACGUUACUAUUGAAACAGUGUGCUUUCUAUCUGCAGCAACAGCAGAGACCAGAACAGAGAGGGGGGCAUGCUAAAAUCAAAUUUAUUAGUAACAGAUACCCAGGAUUUGACUGGUUUGCAGCAACUGUUUUCCUAAUAUUUAAUGGAAACGUAGAAAAGUCUUGGCAUUUCUUACACAAGUUUUCCUGCUUAGGAUCAUCUGGAUAUCUAUGGCCACAUAGGCUUCAUUGUUCUGUUCACCUUCCCUCAGCUGUAAUGAUCAGUGGUAUUGCACCAUUGUUUUCUAGUACUGGACACAAUAUAGAACUUUUACUUCAAAUAGAACUUCCAUUGGUAGCUUCAGCUUUUAAAAUGUCUGGUUAUACUGCAGCUCAGAUUUGUAUGCAUUGGUUGAAGCAAUGUUUCUGGAACUACCUGGAUUGGUUAGACAUAUGUCAUUACAUAUGUAUUAGUAUAAUCAUGGGUGUGGAUUACCAAGUGUAUUUGUGUAUUGCCAUCCUAAGACAUCUACAGAAAGAAAUUAUGGAACACCUGCAAACACAGGAUCUAAUAAUAUUUUUGAAGGAAACAGCAAUUCAUGGUUUUCACGUUGCUGAUAAUAUAAAGUAUAUGCAGAGUUUAGAGAAAAGAUACCGUAAGAUAGUCCUACCAGAUAUGAUGCAUGUUUCCACUCCAUGAGAAAGAUAAAAAUAGAAAAAAUCUGUGAUAACAUGAGAAGUCAUAUGCUAGAACUGUUGACAGUGAAGAUAAAACUGUGAUAAAGGAAAGCUGAAAACCGAGAAAAUAUUGGUGGCUUCAUUUUGUAAAUGUUGCAAACAGAAAUGACAUGAUAAUAUAUGUUUAUAGUGAAAAUGUAGUAGAUUUGAUAUUGAGCCAUAAUCAACCAAUCAUCUUUGACAAUUUAGAUACCAAAGUUUAUUUUAUGCACUCUAAUCUUAGAUCAAAGUGUUUUAUUACAUUCAUGAAUCUCAAAUAAACAUUUUACAUAUAGAAAAAUAUUAUGAUUUUAAAAUUCAUAAAUGUUGUGCCAUUUUUUAGUUGAUUAGAAAUCAUGGAAAAUAUAGAGGAAAUAAAUCUAUAUUUUUUUAGAUAUGAAAUGAACUUUUUUUGCAUUAAGUUAUCAUAUUCAAGACAUACCAAGUUAUUAUGUUAAUCAAAUAUUGAAGGACCAUAAAGUGUAAUCCAAUGGCAAUUUUCAUAUAUUUUGAAAAAUCUGCUGAGUAUAUGUAUGUUAAUACAUUUUUAUUUUACCUCAUUACAUAUCUUAUACAUAUAUAAAACAAUCCAUUCCAGCAAUAUCAGUGUUAAAAUGGUACCUACAUCUUAUGUAUGACAGAUCUGUUUUAAGUAUAUAUUUAUAAAAUAAAUUGUAAUAUAAAUUGAUAUCUUACAAAUGGAGUGAUCUCCCUUAAAAAUGAAACACAAUAUUAUGCUACAUAAACAUUUUUUUAAUUUUUCAAAAGUAGGAUAAAGCCAAGCCUUGGGAAACAUGGCAUGUGCUUUAUCCCAAGUCAUUUUCAAAAUACCAUCUUUAACAAUAUACUGGUUCAUGGUAAAACAAAUUAUUCAAAAAUCAUACUUUUUGCAAUCAUCUUGGAAGAAUUUUCCUAAAGGGUGGAUGUUUAACUAAAUGUUUAUAUUGCCAUCAUUUUUUAAACCGGUGGUGUAAUAUUAUUUGUUAUUAUUGAAUUAAGUAGUUCACUUGACUUAAUAUUUGGGUUUGAUUAUAUUGUUUGAACAAAUUUUGUCCAUUUGAUUGUAUAUUUAUCUUGAAAAUGUAUACAUGCAGUAUAGAUUGUAAAAAAAAAAAUACAAGACAAUAAAAUGUAUUUGAUAGUAAAAAUAGGGCUUUUGUUUAGCUGUUAAGGGCAUAAGAUUCAAUUACAGAGCAUCGCUAACAUAAAAUGUUAUUUUUUGUAAUGUUUAAAUGUGACAUAAAUGGGAAAGUGUGUUUGUCAACUGAUUUUAAUCAUUAGCUUGAAAACAAGAACAUGGAUCCCUCUUUUAAAAAUUACAUUUGGCUAAAUUAGAAAGGAAGAUUAUUUGUACCAAUUUUUAUAAAGAAAUCACCAAUGAAUUUUUUUUAAAUUUUAGAUAAACAGAAAAUAAAUCUUUUUUUUUAAACCAUGAAAAUUUUAAUAAAAAUUAAUUAUUUCCAAAAAAUUGUUACACUAGUUUAGAGCAUAUUUUAAAUUGAAGAAGAUAUUCCAAAUGUUUUUACAAAAAUCUGCUUGAGUUUAUCAUUUGAAACAAAUAAGUUAGGAAUGUGUGUCCAAAGGAUAGAAAUGUCAAAAACAAAAUAUUGAGUAAAUGUCUAAAAUUUCCACCCCAUAUAUCUCUAAAAGAAGCACAUGAAGGUAUUUUUUCAUAAAAUAUUCAAAUUGACUAGGUGAAAAAUAGCUUGUAUUCAAAUAUUCUUUAAAAGAUCCUGAUGGGAUCAAAACUUAAUUGUAAGCCCUUGUUUGUGAUAGUGUGGAUGGACAACACUGUCACCAGUACUGUACUUGUUAUGGUUACAGUUACAUUGAAAAAUAGAGUAGUUUAAGUUUUAACAAUAAAAAUGUACAAAAUUUUCAAUUGUAAUAAAGAAUUAUCCAAUCUGAAAUUAAGCCAAAAGAGUAUAUUUUUACUUAUCAAAAUUUGUCCAGGAUCAUCAUUGUGUUUUUUCUGUUAAAAAUUGACAAAUUCAGGUUGUUAUAAUCUAUUAACAAAGUAAAAAAUACUUUAGAUAACACAUUUGGGGAAAGUGUUUUCUUUUCAUUUUUGUUGCACCAGUCCUCACUUUUUCCUGGACUUCCUGUGUCAUUCAGUCUGUAAAUUGCAACUACUUUGUCAAAAAUCUUAAAAUGUUUGAUAUUGUUUAAACAGAUAUAUUUGGGAUUAACUUUGUCCAUUUAAGCAGCAAUGUUUUGGGACAGGAAUUGAUAAUUUUCUAAAAGGGUAAAAUCUUACAGCCCUGGAUCCUCUUUAUACCUCAAAUUCGAAAAAAAAAUCUCUGGGAAGCUUUAAAUAAAACUUAGAUGUAUGAAACAACUCCAUGUCCUAUUGACCAAAUCUGAAAGAUAUGUAUUUCUUUUUGACACAGGAUUGAAAUAAUAUUUUUUUUUUAGCAAAAUUCAAUUUAAACACAUAUCAAGGGCUGCAUGGUAUUUUAUUUGCUUUAUACAUGUUAUAGUAGUUUUUGUAUCGCCUGCAACGAAAGUCGCAGAAAGUGAGACAUAGGUAUUACUAUCCGGCGGCGGCGGCGUAAACUAUUUGUAUAAAGCUUUAUAUUUCAGAAGGUAGAAGACCUGGAUGCUUCAUACUUUGUAUGCAGAUACCUUAUGUUACGAACUUUCCAUCUGUCAUAUGUCCAAUGUCCUUGACCUUAUUUUCAUGGUUCAGCGACUGCUUGAAAAAAAAGUUUAGUUUUUUUGUUAUGUAAAUUUCUCACUUAUUAUGAGUAAUAGGAUAACUAUAUUUGGUAUAUGGGUUCCUUGCAACGUCUACAUGUCCAUCAGACAGGGUUCACUUGACCUCAGCCUCAUUUCAUGGAUCAGUGAUCAAGGUUAAAGUUACGUGAUUAGGUCCGUUUCUCAGAUACUACAAGCAGUAGGUCAGCUAUAUGUGGUGUAUGGAAUGAUUAUAAGGGAUACAUGUCAGUCUGUCAGGUUUCAUCUGACCUUGACCUCAUUUUCACGGUUCAUUGGUCAAUGUUAAGUUUUUGUGUUUUGGUCUGUUUUUCUUAUACUAUAAGCCAUUGGUCAACUAUAUUUGGUGUAUGGAAUGAUUGUAAGGUGUACAUGUCUGUCUGGCAGGUGUCAUUUGUCCUUGACCUAUUUUCAUGGUUCAUUGGUCAAUGUUAAGUUUUUGUGUUUUGGUCUGUUUUUCUAAUACUAUAAGCAAUAGGUCGACUAUAUAUGGUGUAUUGAAUGAUUGUAAGGUGUACAUGUCUGACUGGCAGGUGUCAUUUGUCCUUGACCUCAUUUUCAUGGUUCAUUGGUCAAUGUUAAGUUUUUGUGUUUUGGUCUGUUUUUCUAAUACUAUAAGCAAUAGGUCAACUAUAUUUGGUGUAUUGAAUGAUUGUAAGGUGUACAUGUCUGUCUGGCAGGUGUCAUUUGUCCUUGACCUCAUUUUCAUGGUUCAUUUAUCAAUGUUAAGUUGCUCUUGUUUGGUCCUCUUCUCAGAUACUAUAAGUUAUAGGUCAACUAUAUGUGGUGUAUGGAAUGAUUGUAAGGUGUGCACGUCUGUCUGACAGGUUUCAUCUGACCUUGAGCUUAUUUUCAUGGUUCAUUGGUCAAUGUUAAGUUUCUGUUGUUUGGUCUUCUUCUCAGAUGCUAUAAGUAAUUGGUCAACUAUAUUUGGUGUAUGGAAUGUAUUUUAUUAUUUAACUGCUGAUUGCUUACAUUGAAAUAGAUUAUUUUAUAAAAAUCUUUAAAUAACAUUAAUAAUGAUAAUAAAUAAUAAAAACUUUUAAGGGAUCAUUACUAGACCGUGAUUAACAAAAACAUUGGAAGGUGUGAAAAUGUUAAAAUAAGGUCACUCAUGCAUGAAUGUUUAACAUAGAAUACAGUUCACUCCAGUCCCUUCAUAAAGAUUAAUUGGCUGAAUAUGUACAGAUUGAAGAACUUUUGAAAUUUUGUUUGCACAACAGAAUCACAUUUACUGAUUUUUGAUACAUAUGAAAUAAGAUAAGUAUUGAGAUAAGUAAAAAAUAUAUUGUAUGGAAUGAUUGUACGGCCUACAUAUUUGUCUGAUAGGGUUUAUCUCACCUUGACUUCAUGUUCAUUCAUCAUUAAAAUGUUAAUUUAAUGUAAAGCUUAUAUAAACUUAUUUUUUUUACUUUCAACAUAAAUUCAAUUGUGAACACUAAAACAGGCGAGACAUUUCAGUGUGUCCACUCUUGUCUACCUUAUGCAUUGAAUAUAUCUCAUUUAAAAAAUUAUUUAUUUAUUUUUUGUUUAUAAUAUGUAUUGUAUGUUUUUACAUUUUCUUUCCUUAGAAAGAUUUUAUACCAAAGUAACAAAUAUACUGUAAUGAAGGGAGAUAAAUUAAAAUGUUGAAACUUU
This is a messenger RNA of Mytilus californianus (California mussel), 8403 nucleotides long. Its product is annotated as protein broad-minded-like. Bases 68 to 4033 code for a protein of 1321 amino acids. NCBI's taxonomy places the organism in Eukaryota, Metazoa, Mollusca, Bivalvia, Mytilida, Mytilidae. The transcript has 36 exons. The record is from RefSeq and is a predicted model, not a curated record. Gene Ontology annotation, biological process: non-motile cilium assembly.